UCCACACAGCCCCGCCCCGCACGGCCAGGCGAAGCGGAGCCGGCCGUGCGGUGUGCGUGUAUGUGUUCGCGGGGCGCCGUCUCAGCCCCGGGAAGAUGGUGGCGGCGGCGGCGGCGACUGAGGCGAGGCUGAGGAGGAGGACGGCGGCAGCGGCAGCGCCCGCGAGCAGGAACGGCGGGUUGCGCCGGGACUGGGACGUGACCCGUGCUGGGAGGUCGGGACUGGGGGCCGGGUUGCGCCUCCUGCGGCUGCUGUCGCCGCCGCUCCGGCCGAGGCUGCUGCUGCUGCUGCUCCCGCCGCUGCUGCUGCUGCUUCCCUGGGACGCGGAGGCCGCGGCGGCGGCGGCGGUGGUGUCGGGCUCAGCCGCAGCCGAGGCCAAGGAAUGUGACCGGCCCUGUGUCAACGGCGGCCGCUGCAACCCUGGCACCGGCCAGUGCGUCUGCCCUGCCGGCUGGGUGGGCGAGCAAUGCCAGCACUGCGGGGGCCGCUUCAGACUAACUGGAUCUUCUGGGUUUGUCACAGAUGGACCUGGAAAUUAUAAAUAUAAAACAAAGUGCACGUGGCUCAUUGAAGGACAGCCAAAUAGAAUAAUGAGACUUCGUUUCAAUCAUUUUGCUACAGAGUGUAGUUGGGACCAUUUAUACGUUUAUGAUGGGGACUCAAUUUACGCACCACUAAUUGCUGCCUUUAGUGGCCUCAUUGUUCCUGAGAGAGAUGGCAACGAGACUGUCCCUGAGGUUGUUGCCACAUCAGGUUAUGCCCUGCUGCAUUUUUUUAGUGAUGCUGCUUAUAAUUUGACUGGAUUUAAUAUCACUUACAGUUUUGACAUGUGUCCGAAUAAUUGCUCAGGCCAAGGAGAAUGUAAGAUCAAUAAUACCAGCAACACUGUCGAGUGUGAAUGUUAUGAAAACUGGAAUGGUGAAGCAUGUGACAUUCCUCACUGCACAAGUAACUGUGGUUUUCCUCAUCGAGGCAUUUGCAAUUCAAGUGAUGUCAGAGGAUGCUCCUGCUUCUCAGAGUGGCAGGGUCCUGGAUGUUCAGUUCCUGUACCAGCUAACCAAUCAUUUUGGACUCGAGAGGAAUAUUCUAACUUAAAGCUCCCCAGAGCAUCUCAUAAAGCUGUGGUGAAUGGAAAUAUAAUGUGGGUUAUCGGAGGAUAUAUGUUCAACCACUCAGAUUACAACAUGGUUCUAGCGUAUGACCUUGCUUCUAGGGAGUGGCUUGCACUAAACCGUUCUGUGAACAAUGUGGUUGUUAGAUAUGGUCAUUCUUUGGCAUUAUACAAGGACAAAAUUUACAUGUAUGGAGGGAAAAUUGAUUCAACGGGGAAUGUGACCAAUGAGUUGAGAGUGUUCCAUAUUCAUAAUGAAUCAUGGGUAUUGUUGACCCCUAAGGCAAAGGAACAGUAUGCAGUGGUUGGGCACUCGGCACACAUUGUCACACUGAACAAUGGCCGAGUGGUCAUGCUGGUCAUCUUUGGUCACUGCCCUCUCUAUGGAUAUAUAAGCAAUGUGCAGGAAUAUGACUUGGAUAAAAACACAUGGAGUAUAUUGCAGACCCAGGGUGCCCUUGUGCAAGGGGGCUAUGGCCACAGCAGUGUUUAUGACCAGAAGACCAGGGCUCUGUAUGUUCAUGGUGGCUACAAGGCUUUCAGCGCCAAUAAAUACCGGCUUGCAGAUGAUCUCUACAGAUAUGAUGUGGAUACCCAGAUGUGGACCAUUCUUAAGGACAGCCGAUUUUUCCGUUACUUGCACACAGCUGUAAUAGUGAGUGGAAACAUGCUGGUGUUUGGGGGAAACACACAUAAUGACACAUCCAUGAGCCAUGGCGCCAAAUGCUUCUCUUCAGAUUUCAUGGCCUAUGACAUUGCUUGUGACCGCUGGUCAGUGCUUCCCAGACCUGAUCUCCACCAUGAUGUCAACAGAUUUGGCCAUUCAGCAGUAUUACACAACAGCACCAUGUACGUGUUUGGUGGUUUCAACAGUCUCCUCCUCAGUGACAUCCUGGUGUUCACCUCAGAGCAGUGUGAUGCACACAAGAGUGAAGCUGCUUGUUUAGCAGCGGGACCUGGUAUCCGGUGUGUGUGGGACACAGUGUUGUCUCAGUGUAUCUCCUGGGAGUCAACAACUAAAGAACAUGAAGAGAAGUUAAGAUCAGAAUGUUUUUCCAAAACUCCUGACCAUGACAGAUGUGACCAGCACACAGAUUGUUACAGCUGCACGGCCAACACCAACGACUGCCACUGGUGCAAUGACCAUUGUGUCGCGAUGAACCACAGUUGCACAGAAGGCCAGAUCUCCAUUUUCAAGUAUGACAAUUGCCCUAAGGAUAACCCCAUGUACUAUUGUAACAAGAAGACCAGCUGCAGGAGCUGUGCCCUGGACCAGAACUGCCAGUGGGAGCCCCGGAAUCAGGAAUGCAUCGCCCUACCCGAAAAUAUCUGUGGCAUUGGCUGGCAUUUGGUUGGAAACUCAUGUUUGAAAAUCACGACUGCCAAGGAGACUUAUGACAAUGCUAAAUUGUCCUGUAGGAACCACAAUGCCUUUUUGGCUUCUCUUACAACUCAGAAGAAGGUAGAAUUUGUCCUUAAGCAGCUGCGAAUAAUGCAGUCAUCACAGAGCUUGACCAAGCUCACCUUAACCCCAUGGGUUGGCCUUCGGAAGAUCAAUGUGUCCUAUUGGUGCUGGGAAGAUAUGUCCCCGUUUACAAAUAGUUUAAUACAGUGGAUGCAAUCUGAGCCCAGUGAUGCUGGAUUCUGUGGCAUCUUGUCAGAACCCAGUAUUCGCGGUUUGAAGGCUGCAACCUGCAUCAACCCACUCAAUGGUAGCGUCUGUGAAAGGCCUGCAAACCACAGUGCCAAACAAUGCCGGACGCCAUGUGCCUUGAGGACAGCGUGUGGAGAGUGCACCAGCGGCAGCUCUGAAUGCAUGUGGUGCAGCAACAUGAAGCAGUGUGUGGACUCCAAUGCCUACGUGGCCUCCUUCCCUUUUGGCCAGUGUAUGGAGUGGUAUACGAUGAGCAGCUGCCCCCCUGAAAAUUGUUCAGGCUACUGUACCUGUAGUCAUUGCUUGGAGCAACCAGGCUGUGGCUGGUGUACUGAUCCCAGCAAUACUGGCAAAGGGAAAUGCAUAGAAGGUUCCUAUAAAGGACCAGUGAAGAUGCCUUCACAGGGCCCUACAGGAAAUUCCUAUCCACAGCCUCUUCUCAAUUCCAGCAUGUGUCUGGAGGAUAGCAGGUACAACUGGUCUUUCAUUCACUGUCCAGCCUGCCAAUGCAACGGCCACAGCAAAUGCAUCAAUCAGAGCAUCUGUGAGAAGUGUGAAAACCUGACCACGGGCAAGCACUGCGAGACCUGCAUAUCUGGCUUCUAUGGUGAUCCCACCAACGGAGGGAAAUGUCAGCCAUGCAAGUGCAAUGGGCAUGCGUCGCUGUGCAACACCAACACUGGCAAGUGCUUCUGUACCACCAAAGGCGUCAAGGGGGACGAGUGCCAGCUAUGUGAGGUAGAAAAUCGAUACCAGGGAAACCCUCUGAAAGGAACAUGUUAUUAUACUCUUCUUAUUGACUAUCAGUUCACUUUUAGCCUGUCCCAGGAAGAUGACCGCUAUUACACAGCCAUCAAUUUUGUGGCUACUCCUGAUGAACAAAACAGGGAUUUGGACAUGUUCAUCAAUGCCUCCAAAAACUUCAACCUCAACAUCACCUGGGCUGCCAGCUUCUCAGCUGGAACCCAGGCUGGAGAAGAGAUGCCUGUUGUUUCAAAAACCAACAUUAAGGAGUACAAAGAUAGCUUCUCUAAUGAAAAGUUUGAUUUUCGCAACCACCCAAAUAUCACAUUCUUUGUUUAUGUCAGUAAUUUCACCUGGCCCAUCAAAAUUCAGAUUGCCUUCUCCCAACACAGCAAUUUUAUGGACCUGGUACAGUUCUUCGUGACGUUCUUCAGUUGUUUCCUCUCUUUGCUCCUGGUGGCUGCUGUGGUUUGGAAGAUCAAACAAAGUUGUUGGGCCUCCAGGCGUAGAGAGCAACUUCUUCGCGAGAUGCAACAGAUGGCCAGCCGUCCCUUUGCCUCUGUCAAUGUUGCCUUGGAAACAGAUGAAGAGCCUCCUGAUCUUAUUGGAGGGAGUAUAAAGACUGUUCCCAAACCCAUUGCCCUGGAGCCAUGUUUUGGCAACAAAGCCGCUGUCCUCUCUGUGUUUGUGCGGCUCCCCCGAGGCCUGGGUGGCAUCCCUCCUCCUGGGCAGUCAGGUGAGUCUUGCCGUGGCCAGCGCCCUGGUGGACAUUUCUCAGCAGAUGCCAAUAGUGUACAAAGAGAAGUCGGGAGCAGUGAGAAACCGGAAGCAGCAGCCCCCCGCACAGCCUGGGACCUGCAUCUGAUGCUGGGGCCAGGGACUCUCCCGCACACGAGCGAGUGCGUGGCACGCCAGAGCCGUCUGCAGGGGGGGCGCCGCAGGGGAGCGGCUGUACGGUUCAGGGCAGAAGGCUAGAGACCCUCGAAGCAUCCCACUCACCUGCAUGAUCACAAGCUUUCUUUGACGGUUUCUCCCAUCCGUGUUUCACCACCUAACCUUUUACUUUUGCAUAGGAAAUACUUGAUGGAAUCACAGCUCCAGGGAUGGGCUGGUUGUUGCUGGAGGGGCCGGUGCAGAGCCAGCAGAGAGCUGGGAGUGGCGCUCAGGUUCACGUGUGGACAGCGUUCUUGGGACUGUCUCAACUGUGCAAAAAACAAAAGAUGGAGUGUUUACAAGUAGACAUCAGUCACCAGUUGUUCUUGAACAUGGUCUUUUAAAAACUAGUCAGAUGAAUUAAUUUAUUGUCAUCUGAAACCUGCUGUCUUUUUUAAAAGAUGUGCUAUCUAUUCUUGCACGAUUUAGGCAGAUCUCUCUCUUCCAGGGAGUAGCUUUUUUCUAGUUGAGAAUUAAUAAUGGUCCAUCUCUUUUGAAUCAUAUCAAGCUAGGAUAGAAGGGGGCUAUUUUAAAUGUCAAGGUCAGCUGUUACUUUGAAUGUAAAUUGAUGUAGUAGUUUUCUGUAGCAAUGUGAUUAAUUUAGUCUUACUCCAUUUGAAAUUUUGUCUUCCUUUCUCCCCCCUCUUCCUUCUCCCUGUCCACACCUCUCCCUCUCACAAACACACACCACAUACACAUACACUAAGUGCCUAGACUUUAAAUAGAUCUAGCAAUUGGAAAGUUAGUAAGCCUAAGUUUUUACAUAAUUGCAUUCCUACAUUCUUGUAAAAUUUAAAUAGCUACCAUUGGCAAUCUGCUCUUUUUCUAAAAUCUAAUUUGCAGCCCAGGAAAGAAUUUUCUCACCCCAAGGAACAUUUGACCUAGCAGCAGGGACCGAGAGGAAAGCAGAAAUGAACUAAUUGUGAAAGCUCCUGUUUUUGUCAAAAAGAACACUGUCAAGAAGGUGCCCCCCACCCCUACCCCGGUGUCACCCUAAGCCUGAAUGUGAUCAGCCCUCUGGCCUCCUGCCAGGGCACCACAGAGGAAGGGACUCGCUCAUGUCAUGUGUCUCCUUGAGCAGAAAAGAGCACUGAGAGCACUCGGACCCCUGGAUCAAAGAAUGACCGUGUGCUAUUCCUGUAGCCUGCUCCGAGCUGUGGGGCAUUCUCAGGCUGGGUGGAGUCAGAUGCCAGGAGAAGGACAGCCUCCCGCUGUUGGGCAGAACUUGCCUAAAGCCUGGAGCAGGACCUGGAGCUGUUUGCCCUCUUUCCCCCAGGAGGGGCUUGGCCCACCGUCCUCCCUCCCAGACUGAAGCGGUGGCUGUGAGGAGGGCAGCGAAUGCUGACAAGGAUGAAAAGCACAUGGAAAAAAAUGGACAAGGAGGGAAAAGUGUAUGUCAUAUGGAAGAUGACCAAAUUUAAGAGGGUGGGACAGUCCCCUGCUCUUCUCCCACAGGGCACUGCCUGGACGUUGUGUUCUCCCCAUUUAUGGUGCUCUGUAUUCUGGCAUUAUGCAGCAGCCUCCCGGGGCUCUCUUCGGUUUCAAACUGAGAUUCUCGGCAUUAUCCUGUUGGCACGGACCUCUGGAUAGCAGUGCUCAAGCUUGUGAAUUUGCAGAAUACUCAAAAGAGCAAAAACUGCGGCAUUUCACCUUUAAAUGCAGUGCCUAGAGAGGGAGCAUUAUCUUUUCCCCAACACUAACCCCACUCCCAUGAAGAUUUGCCUGGAAAUAUAUUUUCAAGAAAAUUGAACCAUAAAACACUGUCUAAUGCACAAAACACCUCUACCUUGAGACUCAGCUCUCAAGAAGCUUCUUUUCCACGUAAUUGUUAAAGAGCAGACGGUUCUAGAAAAGACCCCUCCUCUUAUGAGCUCCCCACAUCCCUGCUCCAGAACACAGCACCCACCAAGCGCCUGCAGUGGACUGGCCCCUGGCCCCUGAUUACCGCAGGCCCCUCCGUGAGACGACGGGGCUGCUGGGGACUGUCCUGCAGGAAGAUCCUCCUUGUCUGUUCAAAGGACCAAUUUUUCCUUGGCCAAAGAAGUCUCUUCCCCGUGUUAGUCCUAUGCCUUGAAAUAACAUGCACCGUGACCCACAGCCAUCUGGUUAUGUCUUUUUUUUUUUUCCUAAAAGAUAAUGUUUAUGUUUUAAAAGGAAGGAAGGAGCAAGUGAAGUUUAGUUCUGCUCCAACAGUGGAGAAACAGCUGGAUCCACCUGCUUCUCCUUUGCAGCCAACAGCAAGCAGCUUCCUCCCGGCUCAGGGCAGAAACAGGGAGUGGCAGGGAGUGAGAGGAGCUGGGCUGAGAGCCGGUCACCAAGAGGGAAUGGGUCACCAUCUGGUGACCUCGUGUCACAGGAGAGCCUGUGUAUAAAUUAAAAUCGUCAUGACAACAUUGAUCUUGCACUUGUAAAUAACUAUACAGUAGUGUCCAGAAUGUUCAGACAUUCAGGAUGUACAUAAAACAGAAAAAUAUCUUAAUGUAUUUUUAUUAAAUGUAACAAUGUCCAAGUUUCACCUAAGAUGUUUUUGUGCCAUGUACUGGGUAUCCAAGUUCUGAGAAGUCCUCUCCUCAGGCCCUGAUCCGUUAAUUACAAAGCCAAGAAAAGCACCCCCAUCGUGUUGAUGUGUUCAAGUGCAUCUGUUACCAAUUAGAUAACACUUAAAACAGGACUGUGUCAGAACAUGUGUGCAAGGCUGGCAGGGAUCUGCUUAAACAGCAGUACUUGAGACUCAGGGAAGCAAGAGUCUCUCUGUUGCUGUUGUUGGCUCUACAUGCACAUCUUGAAUCCCUGGCAGCCUCUCGGUACUCUGAAUGACCAGGGAGGAUCAGUUUUGUCCUGAGAAACAUUUCUCUUAGUCUUUAAGUUCAAAUACCAUAACCUGUGGAAAUCAGACUUUCCAAAAAGGGGUUCUCCAAGCUGCAUUUAGUUUUGUCGAAAUUUUUAAUGACCAUUUCCCAGAACCAUAGUUUAUGAUCCUGAAAACCAGGGGUGGGAGUGGGGAGGCUAGUUAGUUGCUAAAUAGCUUCCAUUUCUACAUGGAGAGUUUUAUACCCCCUGUACUCCUGUCUACCUCCUGCCACCUCCCUACACACAGCUGGGGGGGCCUGUGCUUCCCCUCGAGGCCAUGGGCAGAGGUGGGAAGAGGUGUGGGGGGAUGGCAGCCCAUAGUCUGAGCUGACCCAGAGGAUUGCAGCCCUGGACAGACUGUCAGCAAAAGGGAAAUAAUGGGAUAUCUGUGGAUGAGGUCUGAGUGCGAGACUGGAGACGCGCUGGGAAGUGGGGGGCCAAUGACAAGACCAGGGCACUGCGGGUAGGAGAGAGACCUUUCACCUCCCAGUGUAAAUCUCGCCCCUUCAGCUUAAUAGAGUAUUAUAUUGGGGCUGGAGGGCUGAUGCACUUCCUUGGGUGAUGGUGUCAUUUUCACAAACACCUUUGAUCCUUCCGUUUAAUUCAUUCAUCCAUUCAUUCAACAAAUACUGUGUUUUUACUAAACACUUACUGACCUAAGCUAAUGCCUAGGGGUAGUGACCAAGAUGAAAAAGUAGCUUUUUAGAAUUGCAGCAUCCUACUCCUCACUCCCCUGUCAUCCCAGGAGAUCCUUCCUUGUGGUUUCUGUGAGAAUUGGCCAUCCUAAGGACUGAUCUUGGAAGGUGGCAGUGGCCUCCUGUCCACGAGGUGUGCCCUGCCUCCCGUCUGAAAUGUUCACCCCGUUGACCAAACUCUGCUCCAGCCAUAAAGGUCACCGUGAUGGUGUCUAGAUAGUCAGGCCCACUGAGAGACACUGCCCCUCGAAGAGAGUCGCUCAGACCAGCAGGCACCCGGCCUGCAGGGAGACGCUUUGCAGUGCAAAGGAGAAGUGGCGCCUUCUCUUUUAAAGGCAAUAAUGGAGUCGAUUUUCAGUAAUUGAAUUUGUGCACAAAACAUUCAAAACACUAGUGAAGCCUGUUUUGUUGAACUAAUUCUGGCUCUGGAAAUGUUUUUGUUUUAUAGUUAUUUACGGUUUUUUGUUGGUUUUUUUUUGUUUUAUUUGGUUGGAUUCAAGCUAGUUUGUUAAUAUGUAUAAUUUAGCAUCUAUUGCACUCAUGUAAAUAUGGAGUAAGUAUUGUAAACUAUUUCAUUGCUGGGGAUUGUGGGUGUUAUACAUACAUUUAGGACUGCAAUUUUUGGUAUUUUUUGUAUUGUAAAAUAACAGCUAAUUUAAGCAGGAACAAGAGAUUAAGGGAGGUCUGUGCAUUUUAAACACAAAUGUGAAGAACUUGUAUAUAAACAAAAGUAAAUACUAUAAUACAAACUUCCUUCUGAAAUAAAAGUAGAUCUGGUAAAAGUGUG
Microcebus murinus (gray mouse lemur) is the source of this 8774-nucleotide messenger RNA. RefSeq names its product attractin (gene ATRN). NCBI's taxonomy places the organism in Eukaryota, Metazoa, Chordata, Mammalia, Primates, Cheirogaleidae. The record is from RefSeq and is a predicted model, not a curated record. Gene Ontology annotation, cellular component: Golgi apparatus. Gene Ontology annotation, molecular function: protein binding.